Molecule: messenger RNA, 947 nt
Organism: Oncorhynchus mykiss (rainbow trout)
Lineage: Eukaryota; Metazoa; Chordata; Actinopteri; Salmoniformes; Salmonidae
Product: ubiquitin conjugating enzyme E2 U
Source: RefSeq, a predicted model, not a curated record
AUGUCUGUUGUGACUGAAGUGGACAAGGACACAGGUAGCCCAUGUAUCCCCUGCCUGGACAGCGAGUGGAACCCCAGCAUCUCAAUCACCAGUAUUCUUCUGAGCAUCCAGACCAUGCUGUCCAACCCAGUCCUGGAGGGAGCGGUGAACCCCGAAGCUGCUGACAUGCUCUGGUCCAGCCCAUCCACCUACCACCGUGUGGUGCUGGAAUGUGUCAGGGCCAGCCAGGAACUGGAGAGGAACAGGAAAGCUGUGCAGUUGAACUCACACAACAGGCCUGUGAGGAGAAUCCCCUUUGAGGAUUAUCUGAAGACAUGGACAAAGAUGGCCACCACUAAAGCUGGCUCGUGGAUGAGGAAGGAAUCCCUGGAGGAUCUCAUCAAGCGCCCUGAGACCUUUGCCAUGUAUCAUGGGACACCAGACAAGGACUCUCCCAUGGGGACACAGUGUGAAACGUUCAGAGCCUUAAUGUAUGGUACCGUGCACCAGCCUAAGAAGACCAAACCAGUGAGUGAGUGGAGACAGGCGAGGAUGGACCAAAUGAGAAAGAUUUACCUCCUCUACAGAACACCAGACAUGCUGACCCCCCAGGUGAAUGUGCAGAGAGACUCCAUGGCCACCAGGAGUCUCUGUCGAGCACAUGACAAACAGCAACAGGACCUCUGGGAGAACGAGGUGGACAAACUGGUGGCCUGGACACACUCACUGUCAUUCGAGGAGUUGGAGGAGGAGUGAUGCCUCCACGUGCAUGUACAUACACGCCUUGCAAUUAGAUACACUUGACCAAUAAAAUGUGAAAACGUCUUGUACUUUAUUAUUAUAUAGAAAUAUUUUCUUCUUCUUGAACUGCACUGUUGGUUGAGGGCUUGUAAGAAAGCAUUUCACUGUAAAGUCUACACUGUUGGUUAAGGGCUUGUAAGAAAGCAUUUCACUGUAAAGUCUACACU